Molecule: messenger RNA, 3012 nt
Organism: Phascolarctos cinereus (koala)
Lineage: Eukaryota; Metazoa; Chordata; Mammalia; Diprotodontia; Phascolarctidae
Source: RefSeq, a predicted model, not a curated record
GCAUAUUGAAUUCUGCAGAAAAGGAAGUCAUCAUUCCCUUAGGUAAUAUACGGAUGAGGUAAUGCUUAGUAUGUUACUCAUCAGUGCUCUUCUAGCUGGGAUCCUCAUUGUCCUGUAGGAAAAUGUUGGUAAGAUCAAGUAAAGGAUAUUUGUGUACUUUUCAGUGAAAAUCUGUAUUUCAGUAUGGAGAGGUUAUAAAUCCAUUAUAUAUACCACUGACCUGUAUCAAAAUAGUGAGAAACAAAAAAACCAGCAACAUUUGGAGAAAAAUGGUUAGAGCUGCUUGUUCUUCAAAAAUAUAAUCAACAGAUAAGGGAUUUAAUUUAACAGAUUUUUGAGAGGACUUGUGAUUUAAUUGCUAUAGGGUUUAUUCUGCUGAGGAAGAGCCCUCUACUAAUACAGUGAUAGAAGCAGCAUGGCAAAUACUGAAAUUACAGUAGAUUCAAAACCUACCAAAAGUUCAGUACUAAAGAUCCUCCAUGGUAGCAAGUCAGCAGAAUCUGGAUUGUCAUCAGACAGCUAUAAAAUGGAUUAUCCAGAAAUGGGGCUAUGUGUAAUAAUCAAUAAUAAAAAUUUUCACCCAAAUACUGGCAUGUCAUUUCGUUCUGGUACAGAUGUAGAUGCAGCACACCUCAGGGAUACAUUCAAGAACUUGAAAUAUGAAGUCAGGAAUAAAAAUGAUCUGACAUGUAAAGAAAUAAUUGAAUUAAUGUACAAUGUUUCUAAAGAAGAUCACAGCCAAAGGAGCAGUUUUGUUUGCGUGAUUCUAAGUCAUGGUGAAGAAGGAAUCAUCUUUGGGACGGAUGGAUCUGUUGAGCUGAAAAGAUUAACAUGUUUCUUUAAAGGGGAUAAGUGUAGAAGUCUGACAGGAAAGCCAAAGCUUUUUAUUAUUCAGGCAUGUAGAGGCACAGAGUUGGAUUGUGGUGUUGAAACAGACAGUGGCACUGAUGAUGAUGUAACAUGCCAGAAAAUACCUAUUGAGGCAGACUUCUUAUAUGCAUAUUCUACAGCCCCAGGCUACUAUUCUUGGAGAAAUUCAAAGGAUGGUUCGUGGUUUAUCCAGUCACUUUGCGCAAUGCUGAAACAGUAUGCUCACAAGCUUGAGAUAAUGCAAAUCCUUACCAGAGUCAAUCGGAAGGUUGCUACAGAGUUUGAAUCUUAUUCCUUAGAUGUUAACUUCCAUGCAAAGAAGCAGGUGCCAUGUAUCAUGUCCAUGCUUACUAAGGAACUGUAUUUUUUCCCCUAAGAAAAUCCAUGCAUUUUAAUUUGUAUACCAAGCCAGUGAAUGACAGGUCUGAGGACUGCAUUUCUUCGGUAAUUUAAAUUGCAUAUACCUUGAGCCUAAUUCAGUAUGGCAGUGGAUGGGGUUUGGGGCUUUGGGAGAGAAUCACUAUUUCUCCAUUUAAUAGAACCAUUAUUACAUUGCUUCCUCAAAUUCAGGUAGUUUAAAUGGAAGCUAAUUAGGAGUUACUAUAUUGACUUUGAAAAGAAAAACAAAUGAAUAUUGGCAUUUGUUAUAAGAAGAAACUAUUGUAUCUUCAAAACUUUAAGAGUAUUUAGAGAUUUAGGGAGUGAUGUACAAUUGUGGAUUUUGAAGGGAUUAUGGGAAAAUAAACACAUUUUUACUUAACUAUGAAAGGUAGCAUGGCAUAAAGGGUAAAAGAAUAGCCUUGGAGUCAGGAAGACCCAGUGCGCAGAGCUGUCUGAGAUAAUAUCACCCUAGGCAAGUAACUGUGCCACUCAGUGCCCCAGAGAAUGAAGAUUUUAAAUUUUAUACUAGCUUUAGAUCAGCGUAAGUGGAGUUUCCAUUCUGGGAGUUCCUUCCAACAGGUGACCUCGUUCUUUUAAACUGAUUUUAUAACUAUGCAUUCAAUUUUUGUCAAACGACAAAUAAAACAUGAUGAUGUUUUCUGCACCUCUGCCACAAUCAUGGUAUUGCUAGAGACUAGAGUGGCAGGCUUUUACUUGGCAAAAUUCAUAUUUGGAAAUAAGCAAAGGAGAUAGAUGAAUUUUUUUAACAUACACAUUAAAAUUCCAUUCUUAAUUUCUGAACACACAAGGGACAUGGGGCUAGAAUUUUUAUAUCUAUCAAAGAAAAGUCAUUUGAAUGUUAAAUUUAGAGACCAGAAUUCUAUUUGGGUAAAAACAUGGGUGAGCUCAGGUGCUAUCUGUGAGCUGUACUAAAUCAUGAAGGGCAAACAGGAUUCGUUCCCAAGCCACGGUACUGAAAUGCCACUUGUUCACCAGCAUGCAAAGAAUGGUUCUCUCUGGUCACAGCUUCUUCAAGUCAUCAGUCUCUAUAUGCAAAGAACAAAACCAAAUGGACACAAGGUCCAAGUGUGCCAAAGAUGGCUGAGGACCUAUCCAAAUAUCAGCAUUUGUUGAAAAAUAUCCGCAUGUUAGAUUAUUUUCAGAGACAUUUAUAAUCAAAAGAAAAUAGCAAAAUUGCAUUCCUUUCUAGAACCUCUGGUUAAUUUACUGAACAUAGACUCUAACAUAGAUCUAGAGCCGAAAGGGACCUUAAAGGGGAAGCCACCUGGACCAAUUACCCUGUUUUACAGAGGAGGACAUCGAGGCUCGAUGAGAUUGAAUGAUUUGUCCAAGGUCACACAGGUAAAGAGCCUAUGAAUGAGGCCCUCUGCCCCCGGAACCUCAAGCUCUAUCCACGUGGUGCUUAGUCCGUCCUCUCCCUUUUACAAAUGAGAAAACUGAGGCCAAAAGGAGUGAAAUGAGCCUGAAGACAGAUGGUUAAGGGCUGAACUGGAGCUAGAAUCCAGGUCUCUUGAUUGCUACUUAAGUCAUCACCAAUCUUUCAGUCUGGGGGAAAAGCCUAAACUUACAAGUGGUGAUAUUCCCCUUUUACUAGCACACAAAUGCCAUUUCUUAUUUAUGUAAUUUAAAUGCAGCAUGUCAUUGUAAUGGUACUUGGUAAUGUUUGUGUGACCACUUCUACAAUAAAAAUUUGUUACUUUGAAUGUUUUUACUUCUAAAAAUAAAUUUCUGUGAAAUUUA